This is a messenger RNA of Glycine soja, 938 nucleotides long. RefSeq names its product oil body-associated protein 1A-like. The transcript is spliced from 3 exons. The record is from RefSeq and is a predicted model, not a curated record. Lineage: Eukaryota; Viridiplantae; Streptophyta; Magnoliopsida; Fabales; Fabaceae. Bases 67 to 771 code for a protein of 234 amino acids.
CAAUGUAUAUAUAAUUCUAUAUUCUAUAUAACUAACUGAAACAUCUAUCUUCAACCCAGCACAAAAAUGGAGACCCACAAAAAUGGAGAACCAACAACCGGCACCUAUCUCCGUGACACUGCUACAUCUGCUAUCCAAAACUUCGCUCCCAUCAACAAAAUCCACCAACAUCUCUGCGCGUUUCACUUUUACUCAUAUGACAUGAGCCGGCAAGUGGAGGCACACCAUUUUUGCGCGCACCAGAACGAGGAGAUGAGGCAGUGCCUUAUCUACGACAGCCCCGAGAAGAAAGCCAGGCUCAUAGGGCUGGAAUACAUCAUCUCCGAAAACCUUUACUUGACACUCCCCGACCAGGAGAAGCGUCUGUGGCACUCUCACUUGUACGAGGUCAAGAGUGGCCUCUUCUUCAUGCCUAAGGUUCCUGCUCUCAUUCAGCGCCCAGACAUGGAGACUGUCUGCACCACUUAUGGCAAAGUCUUUCAUUUCUGGCAGGUCGAUAAGGGUCACUCUCUUCCAUUUGGGAUACCUCAGCUCAUGAUGGCUCUCACUAGAGAUGGCCAGAUCUAUGAUCACCUCCUCCAAAGUUCUGCAGAGCGCAUGGGGAUAGACUAUGAGGAAGAAAGAAAAGCGAGAGAAUAUAUGACAGGGCCAGUUCAUGGAAUUCAUCCAUUGGCAAAUGGAGGGGGUAAGGGCCUUGAACUUCGGCUGAGGGAGGUUGAACUCAAGCACGAUCCAUCUCCACCAUCCGUCAAAGCCAGGAUUUUAUUUUGAACAUAUUGUACGUGUUUUCUAUAUAAUGAAUGUAUCUGCAUGUACCGAUUACUAUAUUCCCCAGUUUAGUUUGCUAAGAAUAAUAUUAUAUCCGGUGUAGCACAAAUGUGUUGGCAAUUCUGAUUUCUUAAUGAAUAACUCGAGUGAUGUGUUUUUAGUUUUUACAA